This is a messenger RNA of Drosophila ficusphila, 1223 nucleotides long. RefSeq names its product glycoprotein-N-acetylgalactosamine 3-beta-galactosyltransferase 1. The record is from RefSeq and is a predicted model, not a curated record. Gene Ontology annotation, cellular component: membrane. The coding region runs from base 37 to 1113 and encodes 358 amino acids. Gene Ontology annotation, molecular function: N-acetylgalactosaminide beta-1,3-galactosyltransferase activity. The transcript is spliced from 4 exons. Lineage: Eukaryota; Metazoa; Arthropoda; Insecta; Diptera; Drosophilidae.
AACCGAGCGUCGCAGAGAACACAACGCUGGCGCAGAAUGACGGCCAAGAUGAAGAUGCGGUCGCAGCUGCAUUUGCUGACGGGCUUCACGGCGGGAUUCGUCCUGGCCUUCGUGCUCCUCCUGUACGUCUACGAUGUGAACCGCGUGACGCCCUGCUGGAGCAGCUCCACCUCAACGAUAUCCGCGGAAACCUCAUUCAGAAUGCAGGAUGCUUCUUCCUCUCCCUCACGGAUUCUAUGCAUGGUGCUCACCUGUCCCGAGAACGUGGCCACCUUGGCCCGGACUGUCCACGACACUUGGGGCCAGCGCUGCAGCCACCUGAUCUUCGCCAGCAGCGAGGACUACGAGCAACUGGGCGUGGUUCAGGUGGUGGAGCCAGGAGGCGGUGGCUACGAGGAUCUGUGGAACAAGACGCGCGAGGGAUUCCGUCAUGUGUGGCAGCACUUUGGCCGGGACUUCGACUGGUUCCUCAAGGCGGACGACGACACGUAUGUUGUCAUGGAGAACCUGCAGCACCUGCUCAGCGGUUUCGAUCCGGAUACACCCGUCUACUUCGGCUACAAAAUGUCACGAUAUAAUGUGAGCUAUAUGUCGGGAGGAGCUUCGUACAUCCUGAGUCGUGAGGCCCUCCAUCGAUUUAUGACCCAAGCCUACGAAUCGGAGUUGAUUUGUCCGCAGCCGAAGAAGAUGGGCAUCGAGGACUUUUACAUGGGGAUAUGUCUGCAGAAUGUGGGAGUUCACUUCGUCGAUUCGGCACAGACUUUGGAUGGGGACACCAGGCCAAAGUUCAUGCCUCUGGACCUGGAAAACUAUAUGCAAGAUGGCAAUUCAACUUUGCCGGAUUGGUUGCGUCUCAUGAGUGUGUCUCGAGUUGAAAGUGGCUUGAGAUGCUGCUCCAAUUAUUCUGCGGCCUUUCAUUAUGCCAGUCGCGAACGCAUGUUGCUCUACGAGUUUCUAAUCUAUCAUCUGAAAGUGUUCAGUCCCAACCAGAAUUCGGAAAGCAAUCGGGGGAAUCUAUUAACCUUAUCUGAUUUGAUGAGGCGAUUUCCUCUGGAAGACAAUUCCAAUGUUAAAGACUUGCUGCAAAUGUCGGAGAAGCCUGACAAUUUUUAGAUAUUUAUUAGUAUUCUUACUAUAGCUAUUAAGAUUUUAUACAUGUGAUAUAAGCUAAUGAAUACAAAAUGUUAUCGAAUAAACUAUAAGGCACGCCACCGGUUUUUAUC